Messenger RNA from Anisakis simplex (herring worm), 336 nucleotides. The record is from the annotation of a GenBank genome assembly. NCBI's taxonomy places the organism in Eukaryota, Metazoa, Nematoda, Chromadorea, Rhabditida, Anisakidae.
AUGAUGAUUCGCGUUUCAAUUGCAGAUGGAACUCAGUCGCAAGUGGAGUCAAGCUCAAGCGCAUUCGAGGUGGAGCGUAGCACCAAUAGCGCUGAAAUUCUUGCAGAACAUAUUAAUAGUAAGUCGGAGGUGGAGUCAAGCUGGAGCGCAUUCGAGCUCAAGCGUGAUGCCAACAUCCUCAGAAAUCCUGAUGCCUGCGAUAGUCAGCUUAUGAAAUGUAUCGAGAUGAACCGAAGUGGUUGCGGUCGCAUGUUGAGGUCUUGUCCGGAACUUGUAGAACGUUGUGUUCAUUCACGUGAUCAGUGUGAGGCUGGCAAAAGUGGUAAGUUUGCAUAA